AUUGUUGCCAAGUUAUCAACACUAUAUCCAAAGGAUAUGGAAGCACCUGCUGGUGGUGUGGAUGACAUGACAAAACUCUCAUAUUUGCAUGAACCUGGAGUCCUGCAAAAUCUGAGAAUUAGAUAUGAGCUGAAUGAAAUAUACACUUACACUGGAAAUAUUUUGAUUGCAAUUAAUCCAUUUCAAAGAUUGCCUCAUAUCUAUGAUGCACACAUGAUGGAACAAUACAAGGGAGCACCAUUUGGUGAACUAAAUCCUCAUGUUUUUGCAGUUGCUGAUGUGGCAUACAGGGCAAUGAUUAAUGAGAAAAAGAGCAACUCAAUUCUAGUCAGUGGUGAAAGUGGUGCAGGAAAAACUGAGACUACAAAAAUGCUUAUGCGGUUCCUUGCCUAUUUGGGUGGGCGGGCGGCUACUGAAGGACGUACAGUUGAACAACAAGUCCUUGAAUCUAAUCCGGUUCUUGAAGCAUUUGGCAAUGCUAAGACUGUCAGAAAUAACAACUCCAGUCGCUUUGGUAAAUUUGUUGAGAUCCAGUUUGAUACAUAUGGUAGAAUAUCUGGAGCAGCCAUCAGGACUUACCUUUUGGAGAGGUCCCGUGUUUGCCAAAUCAGCGAUCCAGAACGCAACUACCACUGCUUUUACCUUCUUUGUGCUGCACCGCAGGAGGAAAUUGAUAAAUAUAAGCUGGGACACCCCAAAACGUUUCACUAUCUUAAUCAGUCGAAAUGCUAUGAGUUGGUUGGUGUAAGUGAUGCCCGUGACUAUCUAGCCACUAGAAGAGCAAUGGAUAUUGUUGGAAUAGGUGAAAAGGAUCAGGAAGCAAUUUUUAGGGUUGUUGCUGCAAUUCUUCAUCUUGGUAACAUUGACUUUUCCAAGGGAAAGGAAGCUGAUUCAUCAGUCCUUAAAGAUGACAAAUCGAAAUUUCAUUUGAAAAUGACUGCAGAACUUCUAAUGUGUGAAGCUGAGGGAUUAGAAGAUGCAUUAUGUAAACGAGUGAUGAUCACUCCUGAAGAAGUUAUAAAGCGAAGUCUUGAUCCACUUAGUGCAGCUGUCAGCAGAGAUGGCUUAGCUAAGACACUAUAUUCUCGAUUGUUUGACUGGUUGGUAGAUAAGAUUAAUCACUCAAUCGGACAAGAUUCUGCAUCAAUUUCAUUGAUAGGGGUGCUUGACAUUUAUGGGUUCGAAAGCUUCAAGAAUAACAGCUUUGAACAAUUUUGCAUUAACUUCACAAAUGAGAAGCUGCAGCAACACUUUAACCAGCAUGUAUUCAAGAUGGAGCAAGAAGAAUAUACGAAGGAGGCAAUAGAUUGGAGCUACAUUGAAUUUGUUGAUAACCAAGAUGUCUUGGAUCUCAUUGAAAAGAAACCUGGAGGUAUCAUAGCUCUUCUUGAUGAAGCCUGUAUGUUCCCCAAGUCAACUCAUGAAACAUUUUCUAACAAGCUCUAUACAACUUUUAAGAAUAACAAGCGUUUUGUCAAGCCAAAAUUGUCUCGCACAGAUUUCUCAAUUGCGCAUUAUGCUGGAGAGGUACAAUACCAAUCGGAGCAGUUUCUUGACAAAAAUAAAGAUUAUGUGGUUCCUGAACAUCAAGAUCUCUUGAGUGCCUCCAAAUGUUAUUUUGUACAAGGGCUUUUCCCUCCAGUACCUGAAGAGAACACCAAAUCUUCCAAUAAGUCUGCCAAAUUUUCUUCAAUUGGUUCACGUUUUAAGCUACAACUGCAUCAAUUGAUGGAGACAUUAAAUGCUACAGAGCCUCACUACAUUAGAUGCGUAAAGCCAAAUAAUCUUCUUAAACCCGGUGCAUUUGAAAACGCUAAUAUCAUGCAGCAAUUGCGUUGUGGCGGUGUUUUAGAGGCAAUAAGAAUAAGUUGUGCUGGAUACCCUACUCGUCGACCUUUCUUUGAGUUCAUAAACAGAUUUGGAAUUCUUGCACCUGAGUUCUUGGUAGGAAAUUAUGAUGAAAAGGUUGCAUGCAGAAAGAUCCUAGAAAAGAAGGGACUCAAAGGCUUCCAGAUAGGUAAAACAAAGGUAUUUUUAAGAGCUGGUCAGAUGGCCGAGUUAGAUGCCAGAAGAGCAGAGGUACUUAGUGAUGCAGCAAAUACUAUACAAAGGAGAGCAAGAACACAUAUUGCCCGGAAGCACUUUCUAGCAUUGCGAGAUGCUUCCAUUUGCUUACAGUCAUUUUGUAGAGGUAAAUUGGCUUGCAAACAAUAUGGGGAGAUAAAAUUAGAGGCAGCUUCCACAAAGGUUCAGAAGACUGUUCGCAAGCAUCAGAAGUGGAAAGCCUUUAACGAACUCCGUGUCUCUGUGCUUGUUCUGCAGACAGGUUUACGCGCCAUGGAUGCUCGCAAGAAAUUCAGAAACAAGAAGCAAGCUAAAGCUGCUACUAUAAUUCAGGCUCGGUGGCGUCGUUAUGAAGCUUCGUCACGUUAUAAAAAACUCAAGAGAGGAUUAAUAACUACUCAAUGCAGAUGGAGGGGGAUACUUGCCAAAAGACAGCUUCGGAAGCUUAAAAUGGCAGCAAGGGACACAGGUUUACUAAAGGAGGCAAAGGAUAAGCUUGAAAAACAAUUGGAGGAACUCACAUGGCGUCUUCAGCUGGAAAAACGUUUGAGGACCGACUUGGAAGAAGCAAAACAACAAGAAACAGCAAAGUUGCAGAAUAUUGUUGAAACUUUGCGGAAACAAGUUGAUGAAACAAAUGCAUUGCUUGUCAAGGAAAAAGAAGCUGCUCGAAAGGCAAUUGAAGAAGCUCCUCCCGUAAUCAAGGAAAAAGAAGUUUUUGUUCAAGAUACCAAGCAGAUUGAAUCUUUAACUUCAGAAGUCGAUAAUUUAAAGGCCUUGUUGCAGUCAGAGAAGCAAAAUUCUGAAGAUUUAGGACGGAAAUAUACUGAAUCUGAAGAACGCAGCGAAGAGAGGCGCAAAUUAUUAGAAGAAACAGACAAGAAAGUUGAUCAACUCCAGGAAUCAUUAAGAGGGUUAGAAGAGAAGCUCAACAAUUUAGAGUCGGAGAACAAAGUUCUUCGUCAACAGGCUGUUUCCAUUGCACCCAACAAGCUCCUCUCUGGACGCUCAAAAUCUAUACUUCAGCGGGGUGGUGAAAGUGGUCAUCUGAAUAUGGAUCCAAGGAUUUCUGUGAAUAUGCGUAGCUCAUCAAUGAUGCAAAGAGAUUUGGAUGACAAACCACAAAAGUCACUCAAUGAGAAACAACAGGAGAAUCAGGAGUUGCUUCUCCAAUGUAUUGCAAAACCAUUGGGCUUUUCAGGGAGUAGACCAGUUGUGGCCUGUUUAAUAUACAAGUGCCUGGUGCAAUGGAGAUCUUUCGAAGUUGAGCGGACUAGUAUUUUUGACCGUAUCAUCCAAACCAUUGGUCACUCCAUUGAGACACAGGAAAGCAAUGAUGUCCUUGCCUACUGGUUGUCCAAUGCCUCAACCCUUUUGCUGCUCCUUCAGCGCUCAUUAAAAGCAAGUGGUGCAGCUGCAAUGCCUCCAUUGCGUCGUCGAUCCUCAUCAGCUGCUUUGUUUGGAAGAAUGACUUCGAGUUUCCGGGGAACACCUCCUGGAGCUAAUUACUACGUGAAUGGUAGCGGUGGAGUAGAUACUUUGCAUCAAGUAGAAGCCAAGUAUCCAGCUUUGCUUUUCAAGCAGCAACUUACAGCUUAUGUUGAAAAAUUUUAUGGAAUGAUUAGAGACAAUCUAAAGAAAGAGAUCUCUCCCUUGCUAGGAUUGUGUAUUCAGGCGCCAAGGACCUCCAGAGCAAGUUUGGUUAAGGGGUCAUCACGAUCAAUUGCAACUUCUUCUGCCCAACUAGCUUUGAUUGCACACUGGCAAGGGAUCGUGAAGAGCCUUGGGAAUUUCUUAAGAACUCUGCAAGAAAAUCAUGUGCCCCCAUUUCUAGUUCGUAAAGUGUUCACACAAAUAUUUUCUUUCAUCAAUGUUCAACUUUUUAAUAGCCUUCUGUUAAGAAGAGAAUGUUGUUCAUUCAGUAACGGUGAAUAUGUGAAAGCGGGAUUGGCUGAAUUGGAACAUUGGUGUUUCAAGGCCACUGAGGAGUACUCAGGUUCAUCUUGGGAUGAGCUGAAACAUAUCAGACAGGCGAUAGGAUUUCUGGUUGUCCAUCAGAAGCCAAAGAAAACAUUGGAUGAAUUAAGUCGUAACUUGUGCCCAGUUCUCAGUAUACAACAAUUAUAUCGGAUCAGUACAAUGUACUGGGAUGACAAGUACGGCACGCACAGUGUAUCGCAGGAGGUAAUAUCGAGCAUGAGGGUAUUGAUGACUGAAGAUGCAAACAAUGCAGUGAGCAAUUCCUUUUUGUUGGAUGAUGAUUCAAGCAUUCCAUUCUCGGUCGAUGAUAUAUCAAAGUCAAUGGAACACAUAGAAAUUGCGGAUAUUGAUCCUCCAGCUUUUCUGCGUGACAAUGCAAGCUUUAGUUUUCUACUUCCACGGCCAGACUAAGUACUACUCCCUGGAGUAAUAUUUGCUUACAAAUCUCUGAGUAUAUUCCGAGGUUAGUAUCCAGCUAAUCACUGUAACUCACAUGUUUCAUAAUUCAUAUGAAUGUCCUAGGGCUGGCAGUGGGUGAACCGGGAUAUUUGUAGAAUGACAGAGUUUAUAUCUAGGUCCAGGAGGAGUCUGUUGCAGAAGAUGUGUGAUAAAUCAAUCAUUUAGUAUUUAUAAUAUGGUGUUGUACAACUAGCUAAUAUAAUGUUUUGGUAUGUAAAUAGGGUCAUUAGCAGUUUUAAUCAUGUAAUUACUAUUUAAGUAUUCUCAGUUGUAGUUUUUGAAAUCAAAACAUAACGAGGUGAUCAUUGUUACAGUAGAACAUUUGUAAAACAAACGAUAUAACCAAAUCUAAUACAGCAAU
This is a messenger RNA of Daucus carota subsp. sativus, 4864 nucleotides long. Its product is annotated as myosin-9. Gene Ontology annotation, cellular component: myosin complex; vesicle; cytoplasm. Gene Ontology annotation, biological process: vesicle transport along actin filament; actin filament organization. The record is from RefSeq and is a predicted model, not a curated record. The transcript has 36 exons. Gene Ontology annotation, molecular function: ATP binding; microfilament motor activity; actin filament binding. The coding region runs from base 37 to 4455 and encodes 1472 amino acids. NCBI's taxonomy places the organism in Eukaryota, Viridiplantae, Streptophyta, Magnoliopsida, Apiales, Apiaceae.